Vitrella brassicaformis is the source of this 1381-nucleotide messenger RNA. Lineage: Eukaryota; Vitrellaceae. The record is from the annotation of a GenBank genome assembly.
GCAGCGUCAAUCGUUAUAUCACACGUCCGAAUGAAUGCACAAUUCCUUUUCGAGCGAACUACUUGCCUUUCUCAUUCACAAGGUCAUGAAUAUGCUCGAAGGAGGUGAUGGCCUUGAAGGAAUGCCCCUCGGGCAGCGCCAUGGUGCCCGGCCGCACACUCACCAGCACACGCAGCCCCGCCUCAUCGGCAGCAUACGCCUCCUUGAUGUUGUCCGUCACAAACAGAACGCUGCUUGGUUCGGCACCUGCACACACACGCGACACAGAAGGACAGAGGAAGGAAUGCUCGACACAUACCGCGCGCCUGUGGCUGUGCUCUCUCCCUCCCUCUCCCUCUCCCUCUCUCAUACCCAUCUGUUUGCAGAUGGUUGUGUAGCUCUCGGCCGCCAGCUUGGAGCCAAUCAUUGUGUCGAAAUGACCGGAGAAGAACUGGCAGGCAGGCAGGCAGGCAGUCAGGCAGUCAGGCAGGCAGGCAGAAACACAGUCGCCUUGGAAAUGAAAGUCGAGCACUCACUGAGUGUGUCUAUGUACCUUGGUGAGGUCGCCUUUCUCCGAGUGGGCAAACAGCAGCUUCUGGGCCUCGACUGACCCAGAGCUAUAUAUCCACACACUCGCCCCCUGCUGUGUGGUGGCGGCCUCCAGGAACGGCAGCACAUCCGCAUACACAUGGCCCUUGAUCAGACCGGACCGAUAGGCAGCGCGCCACAUGUGACCCUGAAGCGCCUGCAUGAGCCGACACAGGCGACAACAUCCUGGUGACCGCAUCAUGCGCAAUGAAAAGUGUCGUCUGGUGAGAGGCUACCUUGAGUGCAGGCAUCUUCCUGUCGUUAUCCAUGCACCACAGCACGAACCUCUGCACAGCGGCGACCAGCCGGGCCCUCUCCUCAGUUGACAGCCGCGCCCUGCCGUUGCUCUGCUCGCUGCCCUUCCCGCCAGCAACGGUUUUGACCAGCUCCGACACGUCUAUCUGGGGAGCCUCCUCGCCGUCAUCUCGCGCCUAUAUCCAUCCGCCAACAGUGAUGCCUUGUUGUGAUGCUCUCAUCUCAUCUUUCAUGCCAUCUCACCUGUUUCGCGAGUGCGCGUAUGUCGUCUAUCGUUUCGUCGUCCUGGCCUUCAAGCCGCUCGGUGAGAUGCGAGCACAGGUGGUCGCGCACAUAGGGGAAGAGAACGUCGGCCACGAACGAGAUGGAUGUGGUGGUGCCCUCGAUGUCCAAAAGAUAGUCCCGCACUGCCGAUGAUGAUGCGUUGUCGUUCGCCUUCUGCCGCUUGGAGUCAUCGCUGUCAGCAUGGCAGUCCUCAGCAGCUCUCUUCAUCCUUGAUAGCGUAGAUCUGCACUGAGCAGCGUCUGACGGAGCAACCAAGUGACCUCAGGGACGGUAG